UAAUAAUUCAGGCCGUUGGGUGGCUGCCUCUCCCCCUGCCACGCUGCAAAGGGGAGCUGUGCAAAAGCACCCUGGGGUCUGUGGGGCUGGAUGCCCAGGUCUUGGACAACAUCUGCCCCAGGGGGAUUCUCCUGGGAGCAUCCCUGGGAGGAUGCGACCAUGGGGCAGCACACGCGGCGGUCGAGCCUCCUCCUUCACGGCAUCCCGAGCCGCAUCCCGAGCCGUGGCAUCGCUGGCUGCUACCCUGGGGAGCCGGCAGUGGAUAGGGUUGGUCGCUCACUGGUGCUGCUGUUCCUGCCGAGGGCAGGAUGGCAGCCUCCGAAACGAUGCUCAGGGUUGGAAAUGUGUGCAAAUGGUGGCAAAGCAAUUAAAGGCCUACCUAAAUACCAAAAGCCCUGAAGGUACCAUGUGCUUAAGCCCUAUAAAGCCUUAUACCCUCCCAGGCCGUCCCCGUUGACCUCUCCGGGUAAAGCAUCCUUCUGCUCAGGGCAGUCUGUGCCUUUUGUGGGACCGAAUUCCUGUUGCUUGCAGUGGGUCGUGCUUGCGUGGCUGAAACCCCGGGCCCAGGACUCAGAGACGUGUCUGCAACUUGACUGUGUGCGAAAUUAGUUCCCAUUUUUUCUUUUAUCCUCAUUACCUCUCUUAUAAAAGCCCUAGGCACAGUAAAAUCCCAAAUUGUAGUGGCUCUGCCCAAGCACGACCUGUGCUUCCAGGGCUGCCUCUGCUUCUGGUAAUGGUAUCCACACUGACAGAAACCUGGUUUUUCAGCCCAGAACCCAAAGUUGUGGGUUUUGUGAAGGGAGAGGCAGCUUAGAAAUGACAAAUGAAGGCAUCUGACACCAGAGAGGGGGAAGCUGGGUGGCACAGCUCCUGAAGUCUAUCAGGAGGCAGGCAAUGCUGUUUCUCUCAUACCAUACAAAAAUCAACACCGAAGUAACCAAUUUUCCCAGAUCCUGCAGGAAUAGGGUGGUUGGGGAGUCCCAUCCCCGUGUCCCCAUUGUCCAGAACCUGUCAUUGGGGCAGCCAACAGUCACCAUGGUGACACGUGUCGAUGAUGGCGUUUUGCCACGGACCGUGGUGCCCCCGUUUUCCUUUCAGAGGCGCGACUCCGGGGCCGGCUGCCAGCCGUGUGCAGGGUCCGGCGUGGGGAGCUCCACCUCCCCGGGGCCGGAGCACAGACUUUGGCCCCAUUGCCCAGGGGCGGGCUGUCAUCCCGCUGCCCUUGGCACUUAGACCUUGCACUGCGGGCAGUUCGCUGGGCUGUAAACAAGCUGCCCUGUGAGGGUGGCUCUGUCGAAGUCUCUGAAAACCGCAGCGGCUGCCCCGAGGACCACGCAUUCUGCAGAGCCGGAGCCAUGCGUGUGGCCAUCAUCGGGGCCGGGGUGAUCGGCCUCUCCACCGCCCUGUGCAUCCACGAGCAGUACCACGGCCUGGUGCCCUCCCUGGAGAUGGAGGUCUAUGCGGACCGUUACACGCCCCACACCACCAGCGACGGGGCGGCCGGCUUGUGGCAACCCUACCUGAGCGACCACGGCAACCUGCAGGAGACGCUCUGGAAUAAAGAGACGUUCGAUUACCUCCUGGGGCACCUGGGCUCAGCGGCAGCGAAGGAAAUGGGACUUUUCCUCAUUUCUGGCUACAACCUGUUUACGCAGCCGGUGCCGGACCCAUCUUGGAAGAACAUUGCCCUGGGAUUCAGGAACUUAACACCAAAAGAGCUUGAACUCUUCCCUGGUUACAGCUACGGCUGGUUCAACACGGCGCUGAUGCUGGAGUGCAGGAGCUACCUGCCGUGGCUCACCAACAGGUUAAUGCAGAGGGGAGUGAAGUUUUUCCAUAAAAAGGUUGACUCUUUCCAGGAGAUGUUUGCCCAGGGCGUGGAUGUGGUGAUAAACUGCACCGGGAUGCGUGCGGGGGAGCUGCAGCCUGACCCGGAGCUACAGCCCGGCCGUGGACAGGUCAUAAAGGUCCUGGCCCCGUGGGUGAAGCAUUUCAUCAUCACUCACGACAUCAAAUCCGGUAUCUACAACUCGCCGUACGUCAUACCCGGGAGUGAGUUCACGGUCUUGGGAGGCAUCUAUCAGCACGGCAACUGGAGCGAAGAAAACAGCGCCCAGGAUCACAAAACCAUCUGGGAGAACUGCUGCAGGCUGCUCCCCGCUCUCCGGGAAGCAAAGAUCGUACAGGAGUGGAGCGGCUUGAGACCAGCGCGUCCCCGGGUUCGCUUGGAGCGGGAGACCCUCCGCCACGGGCAUUUCCAGGCCGAGGUGAUACACAACUAUGGCCACGGCGGGUUCGGGAUCACCAUCCACUGGGGCUGUGCCAUGGCAGCAGCCCGGCUCUUCGGGAGCAUCCUCCAGGAGAAGAAGCUGGCCAGCCCGCCGCAGCCCCGCUUGUGAGUCGCCUGCUCGCCCGGGGAUUAUCGUGACAGCAGUAGCUUAGAAAUCACUGCAGAAAGACGCAAAUAACACAGUGAUACGUGUGGGCCUCUCAACUCCCCCCCUCCCCUCGCUCCAGCACCCGUCCCUAGUGUCUGGUUUUCAGGUCGCUGCCAGUUCUGUGGCUGCCAUUUGCCAGACGGCUGCGUUCCCCCCACCCUGCCCUUCCCCAACCUGCCUAAAGGAAGUGCUUUAAAAUACGAACUAAUUAUCUGUGGCAAAGUGCGCUUCUGUCCCCGGGGGGAUCAGUCUGCAAAGGGCAGGCAGAGUUCAGCUGGAAUCUUCCUGGUGCUGCAGUUCGUCUGCGCCACGGGACGGGAUCUGAAACCAAGCCCGUGCCACCUGAGGUCUUCCCUGCCUGCUCCGACACCCAGCGUGUAAUUAGAUUUGCAAGCUUCCCCCAGGAGGCAAAAGCUCCUUAGUAGGAAGAAGCUCUGAAGCUCCCAGGGAAGUAACAACCGCUCUAAAAGCACGUGUUUCAGUUACAAUUGCCUGCUUACGUUCAUGCCAGGACAAAGCAUGGGUCUGGUCUAUACAGCACCUGGUUAGUGUAUCUGGCAAGAGACAGCAGCCCUUGCCUAAAAUGGGCUUUCCAAAUGAUGUUUUUAGCAACAAAAGCAACAUGUUCCAGCCCUGUGUACUUGCCAGACUCUAUAUAUAGCAGAGAGCAUACGGAAAAUAGCUGUUCUCGUCCCUAAAACUCCCACGGGCCCUUUGGUUUCUCAUUUUCUCCAGCCGUGAGACGCGCCUGGAGCAGCAGCUCUGAGAGAGGAGGUGGCUCGGGGCGGGUUGUGCCUCCCGAAGGAGUUGGGGACGACUCCCAGGGGGGUAUGACUUUCGGGGGGCGUUCAGUGCCGCUGCUAGGGACCCCUAGAUGCGCUGUUCUGAAGAGAAGAGUUUGGCCCAUUUUUCCACGCCGCUUGUUUUUCCUGCUCUAAAAACCACCACAGACAAGGUACUGAAUGGGCAAGAAGCAUUAGCCUCAAAUCCCGAGGCUGUCCCGAGCCCAGCACGCGGUGCCUGGCUCGCUCCGCUCUGCAGAUAAGCCAACUGGUUCUUACUCAUCUGUGAUGCAGCUUCUCUCUCCCCCUCGCUCCGUGCGCCAGAAAUAGCUCAUCGCCCUGAUUUGCGAUGCCCCGGGCAGCUGCACCCAGUGAAUGCGAGAUGCUGCGCUGCAGCUGGGCUCCUUCCACCUCCUCCUGGGCACCUGGAUUUAAAACAGUCCCACAAAAAGCGCCCCGGAGCGGCUCCCCGUCGAAGGGCCCGUCUCCUGAUGUGCUGCUUGUUUCACCGAGGAAAAGAGAAACUCGUGAAGGCUUUUUAGGCAGCGAUCCGCAGGCAGCGCUGCUGGAGACGGUCCACGCGCAGGAGAAGUGCUGCCUCGUGGACGCGUUCGAGACUUGUCUCAUUUUCAGCAGCGCUGUGGAGGUUACCCUGGCCCCGGGAGACCUUCCCGCAACCUCGUUUUCCACCGCACGCGACGUGACCAUUGUGUGCUCCUCCAGCGUACGCACCCUUGGCAGCCAGAGAGCUCUGACGAGCUUCGCUGAGCACAUCUGCUAAUUGUCUGCCCUUUUACCAAAGCGGCGAUGGUUACUCUCACCGUAAGGGUCGGAAUUUCUCAGCGGCUGCUGCCCGGUCCCCUUUCCUGCCUCUCUUCCUUCUGUAAAGGUGCGAGAGGGUUGUCUUUGCCUCUGCUGUGACACCUGCGGCGCUGGCAAAGUGGCGUUGCGCGGGAAUUCUCAUUCCUGGGGCACUCGAGUCCAAGGCAACACUUCGCUGUCGAAGGCACCAGCGAGAGCGGGAGCCCAGGCCCUCUGGCUGCAGUUGUGGCCUCCUCACAAAGGUGGUGUGUGAGGAGAUGUGGUGCUCCUCACAUCCUCGGGAAGUACAAAACGCCUUCUGCUAGCCGCGGAGAGGUGACAGCAAGCUCUGUUAGCUGCUACGGGGUCAUGGCACAGGUCAGGGCAGACCAGGGUCCGUCCUCGGAAGGCAGCGGAGCGUGGGGGGUGUUGAAGAGCCUGCUGAUGUCUGGUGAGGAGCCUGCUGAUGUCUGGUGAGGAGCCUGCUGAUGUCUGGUGGCCCAGGCACCUCCGCACUGUGCUUAAAAACCCAAGGGGGACAUAGGAAAACCAGGCGCCCCUGACACGUCCAUGUCAGGUCCAGUCUGUCUGUCAAAGGGGUUUCCCGCUUUAUCUGGCAGCUCACCUGAUAUAUCGCAGCCACAUUCAAAGGCGUAUGAUCAAGGAAAGGACAGAAAAACCAAGAAGACAAUAGCUGGAGAAAAUUUACCACUGAUUAAUGCUAAACCUGACGGUCUGUGGUAGCGCCUCAGUGGAAGCCAUUCAGUGAAACGGCAUCCACCCCAUUUCACUUGUUCCAAAUAUGAGAUGUUAAGGACCACGUUCUCCUCCCAUUUGCACUGCUGUAAAUCCCAGACCCCUUCCCCGAUUUCGGAAGAGCUAGGCUGGGUAGCAGGGGUGCAGCAACUUGCCAGAAGCAGUCGAUUCUUGCUGAUCUUAAAGCCUCUAGGAGCAGCUGAUCUGUCGUCUUAGGCAGGCGCUUAGAAAACAAGCAGAGAUGAUGAGAAGUGUAAUUUUAUUUGCAGUCUAAUUUUGCUUAUUUUCUAAAAGGCCAGGAUUUAAUA
This is a messenger RNA of Chroicocephalus ridibundus (black-headed gull), 5085 nucleotides long. RefSeq names its product D-amino acid oxidase (gene DAO). The transcript has 11 exons. The record is from RefSeq and is a predicted model, not a curated record. Gene Ontology annotation, biological process: D-serine catabolic process; D-alanine catabolic process; L-proline catabolic process. The coding region runs from base 1356 to 2399 and encodes 347 amino acids. NCBI's taxonomy places the organism in Eukaryota, Metazoa, Chordata, Aves, Charadriiformes, Laridae. Gene Ontology annotation, cellular component: cytoplasm. Gene Ontology annotation, molecular function: D-amino-acid oxidase activity; FAD binding.